UCCGCCUUUUACAGCCCUUUUGUGAGCCCCACCGGAUUCCCUGCAGUUAAAUUCCCGCGUCUUGCUCAUUCAAGACCAAACGCAUCCCUGGCUGUUCCUGCAACCUCUCUCCUUUCCAGAGGAGCUGAAAACAUCCUGACUUCUUCAGGAAGGCUUCCUGCCCAGCCAGACCCAGCCAGGCUCCUGAUGGAGGUCCAGAUCCCGCUUGCUCUCCUACUGGCCGCCUGGAGCUGCUCCUUCCCCUCCUCCUGCUCCUCCUCCUCGCCCUCCUUCACCCACCAGCUGGCGCAACUGAGCAGCCGCCGCAGCAGCUGCAAGCCCGUGCCCAGCAGCAUGAGCCUGUGCCACGGCGUGGGCUACAGUGAGAUGCGCUUGCCCAACCUCCUGGGCCACGAGACCAUGAAGGAGGCGCUGCAGCAGGCCGCCUCCUGGGUGCCCCUCCUCACCAAGCAGUGCCACCGAGACACCAAGAAGUUCCUCUGCUCCCUCUUCGCCCCCGUCUGCAUCAGCGAGCUGGACGAGCCUAUCUUCCCCUGCCGCUCCCUCUGCGAGGCCGUCCGGGACGGCUGCACGCCCGUCAUGGCUGCCUUUGGCUUCCCCUGGCCGGAGAUGCUCAACUGCAGCCGGUUCCCCCGGGGGAACGAGCUCUGCGUCCCGCCGGCUGGCCCGGAUGACAGGGUGCAGAUCCCCAAAGAAGACACAGUGUGUGCGGCCUGUCUGCAUACUGAGAUCGGGGAGAAGGAAUUCCUGGAGAACGUCUGCAGCCAGGACUUUGCCUUAAAAAUGAGCAUCAAAUCUUCAUCUGCCAUCGACGGGGACCUCCAGCUGAUCCCUGAGCUCCGGGGACGCACCCUUUACAGGCAGGACGGCUGGUCAGAGGAAGAGCGGAAGAGGCCGGUUCUGUGGCUGACUGGCGGAGAGGCUUGCUCCUGCGAGGAAGUGGCAGCGGCAGGCCCUGGGUCCGUGGUCCUUGCCAUGGGGCACAGGGUAGCUGGCCGGCUCGUCCUGUCCUGGGUCAGGAGGUGGCGGCGGGGGGAGAAGGAGCUGAAGAAGUUCACCCGGGCCGUGCGGAAAAUGCAGUGUUAAGAGGCAGCAACGUUUCCUCCUCCCCUCCCAUAACCAGGUUCUGCAAUUUAUCUUCUGCAGUGGAAUUCCUGCAUCGCAGCGGGGUGGGAUGGAUGACCCUGUGGGGUCCCUUCCAACUUUGCACAUCUAUGAUUCAAGCCAGACAAUGCGUUUAGAUUUAGCCGGGCUUCUGGCAUGCCUGACACUUCCUCCAGAUUGUGUUAGGAUAUGGUAUCUAAUAUUGGAUAAAUAUCUGGUGGAGCCAUGACCCUUCUGUAGGUAUGGGGGGGGGGAGCAACUUCACCGGCCAGGGGUUGGACGCCAGAAACAGCCAGUUUCAGGCUCUAGGAUGCCACCAUUCCAUACUUCCAUUUGGAUUAGAAUUUUCAUCUGCAUGGAAAUGGCAGUGUUAAAAGACAUUUGUCCCUCCCCAGCCUCAAAUUAGUAGACUACUGGGUGUGUGUGUGUGAUAUUUCCCCCGAAACCCAGCAUUUUAUACUGUGUGUUUGCAUUUCGUGGCUUCUUUAUCCACUAAAAUGUUUGCUUUUAACACAUGAAUCAAUAAAUAUACGG
Molecule: messenger RNA, 1638 nt
Organism: Zootoca vivipara (common lizard)
Lineage: Eukaryota; Metazoa; Chordata; Lepidosauria; Squamata; Lacertidae
Product: secreted frizzled-related protein 2-like
Biological process (GO): non-canonical Wnt signaling pathway; canonical Wnt signaling pathway
Molecular function (GO): Wnt-protein binding
Source: RefSeq, a predicted model, not a curated record